AUGCUACAAAAUAUUACUAUCGAUCAUAUUAAAGAAGCACUUGAUCAAUUUAAUCGAGGUCAAAAAUAUUCGUAUACUGUUUUAACAGCAACUAUUAAAGAAAAUCAAACAAAUGAUAAUUGGUUAAUUCAAUUAUUAAAUGAAUUACGUGAUAAUGUUGAUUUAUUUGAAAAUAUGAAUGAACAAUUUCUUGAUUUUCUUCAGUUACAAAUUCAUUGGACAAAGCAAUCAAAAGCUGUACUUGAUACAUUUGGAACUUUUCAAAUUACACUUAUUUCAUCAAAUACAAAACAUGCACAACGUUAUCUCAGUUUUAUUUUUACACUUUUUACUGCAACAGAAAAUUCAAUAAUUCAUCUUCCAAUACAUGAUUUUGCACAUGAAACAUUACAACAACUUGUUCAUAUUGUACCAUUAUCUGUAACACUUUUAUGUCCUACUGCUGAACAACAUUUUCCAUUUAUGACAAAAGAUAUCAAUAUUCAAGUAAUAUAUAUUAAAAAUUUACUUCGAUCAUUAUCAUAUUUAUCAAUUCAAAGAUCACGUUAUCUUGAAAUAAUUGUUUCAAAAUUAAUUCGUAUAGAUGUUCAUGCAUCACGACAAGAUAUACUUCAUGCAGAAAAAAUCAAUAUUGAAAAUGAACUUGUCUUUUCGCUUGAACAACUUAAUACAAAUGAUAAUAAUGAAAUGAAACAUGAUCAUGCUGAUAAACUUGAUUGUCUUAUGUUUGUUUUAUUUGAAUAUAUAACAAAUAUAUCCAUUGAAAAUGGAGUAGUAAAUUAUCAAGAAACAAAAUUAUUAUUUAAAGAUUUAUUAAAUGUUUUUAAUAAAAUUCUUUUACCAACACAUGAUUCAUCUCAUGUACAAUUUCUUAUCUUUUAUGUUUGUAGUUUUCAUACGGUGGUUAGUGAUAGUACAGUUAGAUGGUGGCAACAUUUAUAUAAAACAACAGGUACAAUUGACUUGAAAACACCAACUGGUAGACCUCGAAUUAUACGAACAAAACAUCUUAUACGAAAGUUGAAACAAAGAUUUACUGAUAAAGGCCGACGAAGUGCAAGGCAAUUAUCAAAAUCGCUUGGGGCUUCCAGAGGAACAAUGGGCCGUAUAAUUCGAGAAGAUCUUCAUUUACAUGCUUAUCAUAUUACAACCCAACCAAAUCUCCAGGACUACCACAAACAACGAAGAAUAUCAUUUGCAUACUGGGUACGAAAAUCGUUAAGAAAAAAAGAUCAUCGUAAAAUAUUAUUUACUGAUGACAAAUAUUUUGGAUUGAACGGUAUAUUUAAUCGUCAAAAUGACCGUGUUUAUACUCCAAGUCGACAGGAAGCAGAUGAACAUGGGGGAAUAAGACAAAUAUCAAAAUUUACAAAAAGAAUUAUGGUAUGGUUAGGUGCAUGUAAAAACGGUCUUACAACUCCAAUUAUAUUUGCACCUGGUGAAACAUUAACACAUUCAAAUUAUGUUGAAGUUGUUCUUCCGCAUGGAUUAGCUGAAGAUCGACGUCUAUUAGGUGACGAUUUCAUUUAUCAACAAGACAAUGCAACACCACACACGCAUAAAAAUUCAUUAGCAUGGAUCAAGAACAAGUUCACCAGAUUCAUCGAUGAAAAUAAAUGGCCACCUAAUAGUCCGGAUCUCAACAUUUGGAUUAUCAUGUGUGGGACGCUAUCGGCCACAAUAUGCACUGGGAGAAAGUCAAAAAUUAUUAUUCUUUAA
Molecule: messenger RNA, 1719 nt
Organism: Rotaria sp. Silwood2
Lineage: Eukaryota; Metazoa; Rotifera; Eurotatoria; Philodinida; Philodinidae
Source: the annotation of a GenBank genome assembly